AUGAAUGUCAAUCAAUAUGUCGAAUCAACAGCUUAUGAUCUCAUAGCUUCCAUACUAAACCUUAUCAAUAAAUCACUAUUAGUAUUGAUUCCAAAUAUUAUCAGACUUGCGCAAACGUACCCAAACAUUGCUCAACUGUUUACAAUUAGCAUAGUUAGUAUUAUUCUUUACAAACUGCUUAUUCAAAAUUUAAUUAAAAUGAUUAAAUGGACUAUUAGGAUCCAAGUGUUAUUGUUAUUUUUUUACAUUUACAUAAGCGGAUGGGAAAACUUUGUUUUUAGAGAUAUUCCAAAUUUCCAAAAAAUUAUAAAUAAAGAUGAGAAUAACAUUAAAUUAUUAUUUCGAGAUUUAUAUCAUUACAUUUUAAAAAAUUUACCUAACCAGCAAAAAAUGUUUGUAGAACUAGGAAUGAAUCUAUCUAAUUCGUUUUCCGAAAAAUUUAGCAAUGACAUAGGUAACUUCACAAUGUCUUUGUUAAAGAAAUUAGUCUAA
Messenger RNA from Saccharomycodes ludwigii, 492 nucleotides. RefSeq lists its product as uncharacterized. NCBI's taxonomy places the organism in Eukaryota, Fungi, Ascomycota, Saccharomycetes, Saccharomycodales, Saccharomycodaceae. The transcript has a single exon. The coding region runs from base 1 to 492 and encodes 163 amino acids. The record is from RefSeq and is a predicted model, not a curated record.